Molecule: messenger RNA, 1345 nt
Organism: Dioscorea cayenensis subsp. rotundata (Guinea yam)
Lineage: Eukaryota; Viridiplantae; Streptophyta; Magnoliopsida; Dioscoreales; Dioscoreaceae
Product: protein ENHANCED DOWNY MILDEW 2-like
Exons: 6
Coding region: 105-938 (277 amino acids)
Source: RefSeq, a predicted model, not a curated record
AUUACAUUGCUAACAUUCAGAUUGUGGAAAAGCUCCAAUGGUAUGUGCAAGAUGGUGACACGAUAGUUGACUUCUGUUGUGGAGCAAAUGAUUUCAGUAGAUUAAUGAAAGAAAAGCUUGAGAUAGCGGGGAAGAAGGCAUCAUUCAGAAAUUAUGAUCUGUUGCAACCAAAGGAUGAUUUCAAUUUUGAACAGAGGGAUUGGAUGACAGUGCAGCUAGAAGAAUUGCCUGAAGGGCCUAAAUUGAUCAUGGGGCUCAAUCCUCCAUUUGGAGUCAAAGCAUCUCUUGCCAAUGCAUUCAUUGACAAAGCCCUUACGUUCAAGCCGAAACUCCUGAUCCUUAUUGUUCCCAAGGAGACAACAAGGCUGGAUAGGAAACAUCCACCAUAUGAUCUAAUAUGGGAAGAUGACAAAAAACUUUCAGGAAAGUCAUUUUACCUGCCUGGAUCCAUAGACCUGGAAGACCAACAACUGGAGCAAUGGAACUUGAAACCUCCACCACUCUCAUUAUGGAGCCGUUCUGAUUGGACUAUGAAACACCAGGAAAUAACCAUCAGGUACAAUCUCAUGCCUGUUGAUUACAACUCUGCUGCUACUCAAGAUGGAUGCGGUGCUUCACCAUGUGGUUGGAGAAAUGUUCAGAAAAAAAUUAAGUCUUAUAAGAAGAGUGUGAGAUUCAAGGAUGAAGUGGGUAUGUUAUCCACGAACAAGUCCUCACAUGAGAGCAUUUCUCCUUCAAUUGCAAGAUCUGAAGCAUCAGAAUUACCCUCAGCGGGAGAAAUCAAUCGAAGUUCCUCCAAAUUACCUACUGAAGGGUAUCGGCAGAUACUGAGUAGAUUAUAUGGCAGACGAGCCACUGCUGAUCCAUCACCACUAAAUGAUCAUGUUGGUGGUGAAUCUGAUAUUGCAAUGGACAAGGUAGCUAGUCCUCCUUCAUAAACAGAUUGGUCUGAGAGCUCAAAUGUUGUGUACCACCACCACCACCACCACCACCACCACCACCACCACCACCAUCAUCAUCAUCAUCAAUGCAGGUAAUUUUGCCAUUCUUGGAUGAUGAUAAUUAUACCAGUUGACACAACUUUACCACCAAUGAGCCUCUUUCAGGCAUGCAGAGCCUUCCUCGAACUCAGCACGUGGCAUUGGACUCAUUCUUCUUCUCACCUUUACAGUAUCCCGAAUUCUAGAAUCAGCUUUGUUCCACUUAUUUACUGACUAAUCAUCGCUGUUACUCUUCUAAUAGUUGAAACAAAAAUCAGAAUUCAAUUUUGGUUAAAUUGAUCCUAGUUUUGUUUGUAUCAUGUCUGUUAUAAGAAUAGCUUGCAAGUUUCAUUUUGUGGUGUUUA